CCGGUUGUCUAAGGUACCUGUUAACAGUGCGAAACGACUCGAAGCAAACUGGCUGCGCCGCAGGACGAAAGCGAUGAUUACCUAUUAAUUGCCCGCCCCAACCCGCAUAUUGGCCUGGCCCGCUCCUAGUCACAGUAUCUCAACCACACCACAGAAUACUCCCACCCCAGCAACAUGGCACCAGCAACAUUCCAAAUCCUCUCCGACCUACACCUCGAGACGCACCCCACCUACUCCUUCCCCUUCCGCCAAACCGCCCCCAACCUCGCCCUGCUCGGCGACAUCGGGCACGUAACAAACCCCAACCUCUUCACCUUCCUCGAGACCCAGCUCCGCCGCUACUGGAACGUCUUCCUCCUCCUCGGCAACCACGAGCCGCUCGGCUGCAGCUGGCCCGCCGCGAAACAGCACGUCCGCGCCUUCGCCGACCGCAUGGCCCAGCUGCGCGCCCGCUCCACCAUCGGCCGCUUCGUCUUUCUCGACCAGACCCGUCAUGAUGUUAGUGACACGCUGACCGUGCUGGGCUGCACGCUGUUCUCGCGCGUGCUGCCGGAGCAGGCGGCCGCUGUGGAGGGGCGGCUGGUGGAUUUCCAGCAGAUUAGGGAGUGGACGGUGGCGGAUCAUGUUGAUGCCCAUGUCGAGGAGUUGGGGUGGUUGAAUGAGCAGGUUGCUGAGAUUGCGAGGUCGGAGCCGCAGCGCCGGAUUGUGGUUUUUACGCAUCACAGCCCGACGGUGGAUGUGAGGGCGGUGGAUGAACGGCAUAGGGGGAGUCCCGUCUCGUCGGGGUUUGCGACGGAUUUGGGGGGCGAGGAAUGCUGGACGAAUCCGUCGGUGGUGAUGUGGGCGUUUGGUCAUACGCACUUUAGCUGUGACUUUGUUGAUGAGACCGGGAAGCGAGUGGUUGCUAACCAGAGGGGGUAUGCCCUGGCGCUGAAGACUGCGUUUGACGCGGGAAAGGUGUUUCUGGUUGGAGGUGAUGCUAGUAAUAGUACUAGUGGAGGUUUGCUGUAAACAACUUCGUCUUUAUUGUUAUUCAGCUACCUAUGGUUGCUCAUUUCUAGGAUGCAAAUAAUGCUGCUGGCAGCGAAA
Messenger RNA from Chaetomium fimeti, 1089 nucleotides. RefSeq lists its product as uncharacterized. Bases 175 to 1011 code for a protein of 278 amino acids. NCBI's taxonomy places the organism in Eukaryota, Fungi, Ascomycota, Sordariomycetes, Sordariales, Chaetomiaceae. Gene Ontology annotation, molecular function: hydrolase activity. The transcript has a single exon. The record is from RefSeq and is a predicted model, not a curated record.